AUGAAGAACGCCUACUGCGAGGACGGAGGAGUGCAACUUGAAGGCUCCCAAAUCGUGGAAACUUCGUCAUACGUAUACCUCGGACGUUCUAUGAACAUGGAAAACGACUUGAAGGAAGAACUGAAUAAAAGAAUGAGAACAGCAUGGGCAGCAUUUGCAGCCGUCAGGGAAGCUACGGACCAACUGACAGACCAAGAUCUUCGUGCCCAUCUGUUCGACUCGACAGUUCUUCCAGCGCUCUGUUAUGCAGCGGAAACGUGA
Molecule: messenger RNA, 261 nt
Organism: Necator americanus (New World hookworm)
Lineage: Eukaryota; Metazoa; Nematoda; Chromadorea; Rhabditida; Ancylostomatidae
Exons: 1
Coding region: 1-261 (86 amino acids)
Source: RefSeq, a predicted model, not a curated record